Molecule: messenger RNA, 2531 nt
Organism: Amphibalanus amphitrite
Lineage: Eukaryota; Metazoa; Arthropoda; Thecostraca; Balanomorpha; Balanidae
Product: leukotriene A-4 hydrolase-like
Exons: 2
Coding region: 222-2060 (612 amino acids)
Biological process (GO): peptide catabolic process; proteolysis
Cellular component (GO): cytosol
Molecular function (GO): epoxide hydrolase activity; zinc ion binding; metallopeptidase activity
Source: RefSeq, a predicted model, not a curated record
ACCGCUACAAUGCGUUGUAUUUCGUAUCGCUUGCCCCAUCUUCGCUACUUACUGAAUUUCGUGCGAUUUGCGAAUUGACAAAGUUCUCAACUCUCAAUUGCAAAUGAUUUGAUUGAGAAGCGAUUGAAGAUUAUUCAGUCUCUUUCUGCUUUUCUGAAGCGUGCGCUGGAACGAUCUCCGCUGUGGUCUUCGCCCAGUCUGCUUGCGCAUUCGUCGCCGCCAUGGCCGCCACGUGCCCGGACGACCCGUGCUCGUUCUCCAACCCGCACGAGGCGGCCGUCACCUCGGUCCACCUGCGUCUGACGGUGGACUUUGAGGCGCGCCGGCUGCGUGGCGCCGCGGAGCUGCGGGUGGAGCGGCGCGCUCCGGCGGCUGCCGUCCUGCUGCUGGACACCCGCGGGCUGGAGGUGACUGGAGUAUGCCGACUGGAGGACGGCGCGCCGCUCCAGUGGAAGCUGGAGUCGGAGCACGAGCACACGGCGUACGGCACGCCGCUGCGUGUCACCCUGCCGCCGGAGGACGGCCAGCCGCUGACUGUGGCCGUCGAGUACAGCACGCGGCCCGAGUCGACCGCGCUGGCCUGGCUGGAGCCAGAGCAGACGGCCGGCCGGCGGCGGCCGUACGUGUACUCGCACUGCGAGGCCAUCCACUGCCGCUCUAUGGCGCCGCUGCAGGACACGCCGGCCGUGAAGACGCCGUACACGGCCGAGCUGACAGUGCCGGCCGAGCUGACGGCACUCAUGUCCGGCCUCCGCGAGGGCCGCGAGGAGGCCGACGGCGCAGCGCGGUGCCGGUUCCGCCAGCCAGUGCCCGUGCCGGCUUACCUGAUCGCUCUGGCUGUGGGCGAUCUCGAGUCGCGCCCACUCGGACCGCGCUGCUCGGUCUGGUCCGAGCCCGGUGUAGUCGACCGCGCAGCUCACGAGUUUGUCGACACAGAGAAGAUGCUGGAGGCCGCCGAGGCAUUCUGCGGUCCGUACAUCUGGGGCGUGUACGACCUACUCGUGCUGCCGCCGAGUUUCCCGUUCGGUGGCACGGAGAACCCGUGUCUGACGUUCAUCACGCCGACGGUGAUCGCCGGGGACCGCUCGCUAGUGGACGUGGUGGCACACGAGAUCUCUCACAGCUGGACCGGCAACCUGGUCACCAACCGCAGCUGGGAGCAUUUCUGGCUCAACGAGGGAUUCACCAUGUUUCUGGAGCGUAAGAUCCUGUCGCGGCUGCACGGUGAGCCUGCCAGGCACUUCUCGGCAGCUGGAGGAUGGAAGAGCCUCCGUGAGACGAUUCGUACGCGUGGUGCCGAUGAUCCCCUCACCUGCCUGUCGCCAAAGCUGGCUGACGUGGACCCCGAUGAUGCCUUCUCGACGGUUCCCUACGAGAAAGGUCACGCGUUCCUCUGGUAUCUGGAGCAGCUGGCUGGCGGACCGACGGUCUUCGAUCCGUUCCUGCGUGCGUACGUGGAGAAAUUCCGACUGAAAUCAAUCGACAGCGCCGACUUCCGCAAGUUUCUGGAAGAGUACUUUGCUCCGACGCCUGGUCUAUUCGACAAGGUGGACUGGGAGGCGUGGCUGCACACGCCAGGCAUGCCGCCAGUGGAGCCGCAGUUCGACUCUCAACUGGCGGGCGUGUGCUCGGAUCUGUCUGCCCGCUGGUUGGCCUGGAACACUGACGAGCUGUGCCCGUUCUCGGCCGACGACCUGACCCCGCUGACCUCAGGUCAGGUGAUCGAGCUGCUGGCUCAGCUCCUGGAAGCGCCGCCGCUGCCGGUGAAGAAGCUGGAGAAGAUGCAGGAGCUGUAUGAUCUGGACGCGCGUGCCAACAGUGAGAUCCGAUUCCGCUGGUUACGUCUCGGUCUGGCUGCCCGGUGGGAGAGGCAGCUGCAGCCGUCACUAGAGUUCGUGACCGCUCAGGGCAGGAUGAAGUUCGUCAGACCGAUCUACCGUGACUUGUACGCCUGGGAGGAGGCUCGACCGAAGGCGAUCGCGACGUUUGAGAGGAAUAAGCCGAAUAUGAUGCACGUGGCCAUUUACACGGUCGGGAAAGACCUGCAUCUUAGCGAGUGAUGCGGAGUGGUGAAGUGAGAGAGACUCUGCUGGGCUGGGGUCUUCAAUGGAAGUAGCUCGUAGUGUCUGUGGUGUUUUUUUUCUGUCCAAGCCUUUGAUUUCGUGCUCGUGUGUUCUUUCAUCUCCGCAUAAUUGAAAGGCCUUGUGAUAAUCGUACGGACCGUUCAGCGCUUUUGCUGAUGCUAUUGUGGGCGAUUAUCGAAUGAUUUCAAAACGGUGUGUAAAAUUGACCCAAUAGCCAGACGAUAGCGUAAAACUAAAUUUAUUGACUAUCUUCAUUGAAAGCCUCGAUAACUCUGAAAAUCAAUCAGUUGUGUAAUUCUAGCUGACUUUCAGUCAGCAUCGCAAGUUGUGACUUCGUAUGUUUUGUAUCUCUUGAACGUAAUUUGUAACUGGCUGUUGACUGUUGUUGUGUAUGCUUGGUGUCUGGUUUCAAAUAAACUAGGUACUUUACCUAACUCUGGCUUAUAA